AUGGCAAGAUGUGGAAGAAUUCCCUAUGCCAUCACCAUUACCUAUUAUCUUAGGAAGACCCUUUAUGAGAACUGCCGAUACUACAAUAGGGGUGAAAAAGGGUAUGGUGAGUAUGAAGGUAAAUGUGAGACAGUUUUGCAGGACCAUCAUAAAGAUCCAUUGGAAGCUACCCUUUCCCAGAGUCUCACAAGGCAGGAUAUUGAGUCAGAACUGGAAGAGAUCACCAAUGAUGUUAUGGAAACAGUGCAUCACCUUGAGGCCUCUCCUAAAUACUCAGCCUACAGAAGGAUGCUAUUUGGUUUAUGUAAUGCCCCUGCUACAUUCCAUAGAUGCAUGAUGAGUAUCUUUUCAGAUAUGGUAGAGAAAACCAUUGAGGUCUUUAUGGAUGACUUGAGUGUUUUUGGGUGUAGUUUUGAUGAAUGUCUACACCAUUUGAAAAACGUUCUAAAGCGGUGUGAAGAAUGCAACCUAGUGCUCAAUUGGAAAAAAUGCCACUUCAUGGUUCAACAAGGCAUUGUAUUGGGAUUCUAUAGAAGGUUUAUCAAGGAUUUCUCCAAGAUCUCUAGACCCCUCUGUGCAUUGCUUGGGAAGGAAGCCAAGUUUGACUGGACCAAAGAAUGCAUGACGGCCUUCAACACACUAAAAAUGCUGCUCACUUCUGCACCAAUUAUGCGAGCACCUGAUUGGAGCUUACCCUUUGAGCUCAUGUGUAAUGCCAGUGACUUUGCCGUGGGAGCCGUUUUGGGUCAAAGGAUCAAUAAGGUACCUCAUGCCAUUUAUUAUGCCUCUAGAAAAUUAAAUGAUGCACAACUUAAUUAUUCUACUACUGAGAAAGAAUUAUUAACUGUUAUAUUUGCUUUGGAGAAGUUCAGGUCAUACCUAAUUGGUUCUAAGAUUAUUGUAUUCACUGAUCAUGCUGCGUUGAGAUAUUUGUUUACCAAGAAAGACGCCAAACCAAGACUGAUCAGGUGGGUAUUACUACUACAAGAAUUUGACCUUGAGAUUAGAGAUAAGAAGGGCAGUGAAAAUGUGGUGGCAGAUCACUUAUCCAGAUUACUCCAUGAGGAGGAAGGAGAUGAGCUCCCACUAAAUGAAAAUUUCCCAGAUGAGCAGUUGUUCGUAGUUGAUAUCCAACUCCCAUGGUAUGCAGAUAUAGUGAAUUACAUCACUGCCAAGGUCUUUCCCCCAGAUAUGUCUAGCCAAGAAAGGAAGAGAUUGAUAUCAGAGCUCUUCGAUGUGUGGGGUAUUGACUUCAUGGGACCAUUCCCUCAUUCAUUUGGCUAUUCAUAUAUUCUUGUGGGAGUGGAUUAUGUGUCUAAAUGGGUCGAGGUUGUCCCCUCAAGGACUAAUGAUCACAAAGUGGUUGUGAAGUUUUUGCAGGAAAACAUUUUUGCUAGAUUUGGAACACCCAGGGCAAUCAUUAAUGACGGGGGAAGUCACUUUAACAACUAUGCUUUUACUUCUGUGAUGAAGAAAUAUGGCAUCACUCAUAAGGUUGGCACUCCAUAUCAUCCUCAAACCAGUGGCCAAGUAGAGAUCAGCAACAGAGAAAUCAAAGGCAUCCUUGAAAGGACAGUCAACCCCAAUAGGAAGGAUUGGUCACUACGCUUGAAUGAUGCACUAUGGGCUUACAGGACUGCUUACAAGACACCUAUCGGUAUGUCUCCAUAUCGAUUGGUCUUUGGGAAAGCAUGCCAUCUACCAGUGGAAUUGGAACACAAAGCAUAUUGGGCCAUCAAGAAGUUUAACUUCGAUAUGAAGCAAGCUAGCGACACAAGGAAGCUCCAACUAAAUGAAUUUGAGGAAUUAAGGCGUGAUGCAUAUGAGAAUGCCAAACUCUACAAGGACAGAACCAAAGCAUACCAUGACAAACAACUGAUCAGGAAGGAGUUUCAAGUAGGACAGAAGGUUUUGAUCUAUAAUUCAAGAUUGAAACUCUUCCCUGGAAAGCUUAAAUCAAGAUGGUCUGGGCCCUACAUUGUUACCCCAGUAUUCCCUCAUGGAGCCUUGGAAAUUCACGACCCUCAAACCGACCAAUCAUUCAAGGUCAAUGGACACAGAGUCAAGCCAUAUCUUGAAGGGCAAGUGUGCUUCAAUUCAAGUUUGGGGUGUGCUACGAGCCAUGCUUUCCACGACUAUGUCCACCAUCUCCUGGGUACAUUCUUUCCUUAA
This is a messenger RNA of Corylus avellana, 2172 nucleotides long. The record is from RefSeq and is a predicted model, not a curated record. NCBI's taxonomy places the organism in Eukaryota, Viridiplantae, Streptophyta, Magnoliopsida, Fagales, Betulaceae.